AUGGAGCUGAUAGGCAUGGGACUUCGGGUCUCAGUGUCCCCGCUCCAAAUUGCUAUGUACAUCAUACUGGUGGUGCUGGGAAUCCUGGGUAACGCCAUUGUGAUCUUAGUGAUCGGUAAGAGCGUGUACGUGGAACGUGGUCGAGGACACAACUCCGACAUCAUUAUCAUCAACAUGGCCUUGUCCAAUUUAUUGGUGUCAGUGAUGAGGAACACGCUGCUGGUCAUCUCAGACAUUGGACUAGAACUGUAUUCAUCCAAGGAGUGGUGUCGCUUUCUCAUGGGGGUGUGGGUGUGGCUGCGCUCGGUCAACGUGUGGUCAACACUCUUUCUCAGUGCCUUUCACCUUCAGACCUUAAGACGCGUGGCUCCUAAUAUUACCACGUUCCGUACACAGCGAGGGGCUCCUAGUAUUCUCCUGCUCAAUCUGGCUUUCAUCUGGUUCCUCAACUUUUUAUACUCCAUUCCUGCAUAUAUCUUCUCCACUAAUGGCAAUGUUAACACCACAGAGACGCUAAUGCUAGUGAGCAGCACAACACGCCCCUUGCUGGGCUGCGUAUGGAACUUUCCUUAUUCCUUCAGCGGCUUGUCAUACGCCACCACCUCCAUGGUGAUACAUGAGACUCUCCCCAUCAUUUUGAUGGUCUUAACCAAUAUGGGCUCUCUUUACACACUCUACACGCAUGGAAGGACUUCGGUCAAAGACGCGCCUGUCAUUAAAAGAGUGCCAGCCGAGAGACGAGCUGCCAAGGUUAUUCUUGCCCUUAUCAUGCUCUUCAUCAUGUCAUGGGGCACUAGCAUCAUAUCCGUCAACUACUUCAACUACAACCGAGGCUCCUCAGCUGAGUUUCUACUGGUUAUCGCUCGUUUUGCCAACAUCAUCUUCAUCGCCUUGUCCCCCAUGGUUCUAGCAGUGGGUCACCGCCGACUCCGCUCUUUCAUUAAGUCUGUGCUCGCCCACUGA
This is a messenger RNA of Nerophis lumbriciformis (worm pipefish), 963 nucleotides long. NCBI's taxonomy places the organism in Eukaryota, Metazoa, Chordata, Actinopteri, Syngnathiformes, Syngnathidae. The record is from RefSeq and is a predicted model, not a curated record.